ACAUAAAAUUAAUCUAAUAAAUGCAAACAAUAAAUUAUGAAAUAAUUUCAACUUUUAAACAAACUUGUUAUACUUAGUACACUUUUAAAUAUAACACAAACUCAUAUUCCCGAAAAAUCUGGAUUUUAGUGCAAAAAAAAAAAAAAGUCACAAGUUAUAUAAAACUAAUAAUCUAGUUUUAAUAAGUUUUAAAAGAAUAAACAAUGAAAUGAUAUAAAAACGAAAAGAAUUUCUAAAAGAGAUACAGUUUAACAACUUGCAAUAAACCUUUAAUAACAAAAAUGUUCAAAUACUUCCUUCUUGCUGCCUUGAUCGCCUGUGCUGCUGCUGGCAAUCCUGAGGAUGAGCAUGCCGAAGCCACUCUCUUGAAAUCCGAUGUUAGAGCUGAUGGUUUUGAUUCUGCUUUAGAGACCACCAACCACAUCCAUCAAGUUGCCUCCGGUGAUGAACAUGGCAAUAUUCAUGGUGAUUUUGAAUGGGUUUCUCCCGAAGGUGAACAUGUUGCUGUUAAAUAUGUUGCCGAUGAAAAUGGUUAUCAACCCAUCAGUGAUGUUUUGCCCACUCCUCAUCCCAUUCCUGCUGCCAUCUUGAAGGCUAUUGAAUACAUCCAUGCUCAUCCCCCAAAGGAAGAAUACCAUCAUUAAGUUUUGCUUAAAACUAAGAUGAACAAAACUUUGCUUAAACUGCCAAUAAAGAUAAUUUCAUAAAGGAAUUUAAA
This is a messenger RNA of Lucilia sericata (common green bottle fly), 718 nucleotides long. RefSeq names its product larval cuticle protein 4-like. NCBI's taxonomy places the organism in Eukaryota, Metazoa, Arthropoda, Insecta, Diptera, Calliphoridae. Gene Ontology annotation, cellular component: chitin-based extracellular matrix. Bases 282 to 644 code for a protein of 120 amino acids. The transcript is spliced from 2 exons. Gene Ontology annotation, molecular function: structural constituent of chitin-based larval cuticle. The record is from RefSeq and is a predicted model, not a curated record.